UGCUGCAGUCCAUGGGGGGUCACAAAGAGUCAGACAUGACUGGCGGAAAAAGAAACAAAAAACCAUGGCAGAAGGAACUGGACAGAUAUGAUUAAGUUCCGGAUUUGAAAUAGGGAAAUGACCCUUUAUUAUUUGGGUGAGCCUGAUAUAAUCACAAAAGUCCUUAUAAGAGGGAGGCAGGUGAUGAGAGGAAGAAGCAAUGUCACCCUGCAAACAGGAGGAUAAGAGGCUAUAUUGAUGCAAGCCCACGGGCCAAGGAAUGUGAACGGCCUCUGGAAGCUGGAAAAGGCAAGGAAACCGAUUCUCCCUGAAGCCUCCAGAGGAACCAGUGCUGCCGACACCGUUGUGGACUUCUGACCUCCAGAACUGCAAGGGAAUGAAUUUGUGUGGUUUUAAGCCACCAAGUAUGUAGUCAUUUGUUAGAGCAGCAGAAGGAAACAUACAGAAAGUAUCUGGGAAAUGAAGAGUUGUACCAUGCUGCCUUCUGUCAUUAUUUCUAGUUGCUUUUAUGAGCAAAGCUUGUCUUACCUAGCAACAGUUGCUAAGUAUGUUGACAAUUUAAUCUAGACUCUAGCAGGGAGUAGCUGCUUAAAUCUUCCCAAAUCCAGUGCCCAGACCUUCUAUGGGCAGAGGCUUUCAGUACCAUUCUUUACCCCCUAGGCAUAUAACCACUACCUAAUCAUGGUGAAUCAUUUAAUCCUGACAAGCCUCUAGCAUUGUCUUCAAACCUUGAAUCUCUUCUGCUUUCUCAAACUUGAACUUUUCUUAAAACUACCUUUUCUAAUCCUGAGAGUUUUUAAACUGUACAUAGUAAAAGACAUCUUUAAUUAUGAUCAGGAAUCCGAAUUAUACAAACUUUGUUUGCUGUGCUGUUUGUAAUAAAAUAAUUCCACCAGCUCCUUUUGGGGAAACCUUUAAACGGAUCCAUGAAUACAAGCCAUUUAAGACACGCUUUUACACUCACAAAGAUAUACUGGAUAUUGGGAAAGAGAUUCUGAAUAAGGAAGAGCAGUUUCAAGAGGCUGCCCUCAAAGAACGAAUUGCACAGGUAGAAGCCGACAUAUGGGCUCAGGCCGAUAAACGCCAAAGACAAGCAGUGAAGAAAGCCCUCGAAGAAGCAAAUGACAUGUACAAAAUGCAAAUCCAGUUUCUGAAAGAGGAACAUGAGAAAGAGUUAAAGGAAAUGGCAGCUAGGACCGAGAUGCAGCUGCAUAAAAACCUGGAGGAAGAACUGCAGCGAGAACACUUGGCUGCCGAACAGCGCAUGGUCCACAGGAUCCAGAGGAUCAUGAUGGAGUGCCACCGCGAGAAGGUCCAGGCCGUGCAGGAAGCCCGAGAGCAGGAGCGGCUGGUGGCCCAGGAAGAGAUCCAGGCUCAGAGAAGGAAGGCCGUGGAGGAGCUUAUGAGCACAGGUGUCACGGUUGUGCAGGAUCAGAAGAAGAGUGUGAACCAGCUGGUGAGGGAGAAACAGCAUGAAAUCAGUCUCUACUAUUGCAUGACUCAGAGGGAGAAGCAAGAGGAGGUUCAGAAAGCGCUUCAAGAAGCAGAGAAAACACAUCAGGCCAGACUCGGAAACGUGACGGGCAAGCUGGCGAGCACUCAGGGGGAGCUGCUGUCCAUCGCGAAGCAGCUGGGAAUUAUGACGAACUGGAAAGACUUCCUGGAGGAAGAGUUACAGGAAACCAGGGCAGCAUUUCAAAAAUACAUCAAUUACACGUUUCCAAAGCUCUCGCCGGGACAUGCAGAUUUUAUUCUGCCAGAAAGAAAGAAAACACCUUCCAAUCUUAUUAUUCCGGAGAACCAAACAACUCCUGAUUAGAAGUGUUCAUCUGAAGUUUCACUACAAAAGACACAGUUUGAAAGACUAAAUAAAUUCAUUCAAAAACCA
Cervus elaphus (red deer) is the source of this 1888-nucleotide messenger RNA. RefSeq names its product chromosome 28 C6orf163 homolog (gene C28H6orf163). Lineage: Eukaryota; Metazoa; Chordata; Mammalia; Artiodactyla; Cervidae. The record is from RefSeq and is a predicted model, not a curated record. The coding region runs from base 830 to 1819 and encodes 329 amino acids. The transcript is spliced from 5 exons.